This is a messenger RNA of Ascochyta rabiei, 1557 nucleotides long. RefSeq lists its product as uncharacterized. Lineage: Eukaryota; Fungi; Ascomycota; Dothideomycetes; Pleosporales; Didymellaceae. Gene Ontology annotation, molecular function: heme binding; iron ion binding; monooxygenase activity. The record is from RefSeq and is a predicted model, not a curated record. The transcript is spliced from 2 exons. Bases 1 to 1557 code for a protein of 518 amino acids.
AUGUUGUCCUUUGUUCAUCCAUUUCAGGUAUCAUUGCUUGAAGCUGCUAGCACCCUCCUGCUCGUCUGUGCCACGUAUGCCAUCUCACUCGCCGUGUACCGCGUUUACCUGCACCCAUUGUCGAAGUACCCAGGCCCAAAACUCGCUGCAGCAACGCAAUGGUACGAGUUCUACUUCGACGUGCUCAAACGCGGUCGCUUCGCCUGGGAAAUCAAACGCAUGCACGACCUAUACGGUCCCGUUGUUCGCAUCAACCCCCACGAGUUACACGUGUCUGAGCCGGAGUUCUAUGACGAGCUGUAUGCCGGACCUACGAAGAAGAGGAACAAAUACAACUGGGCGUACGAUCUCGCCAUGGUCGAAGGCUCGGCGUGGACUACACUCGACAACGACUUACACAGGAAGCGAAGAGCGCCACUCGCACCUUACUUUUCGCUAUCUGCGAUAAGACAGUUCGAUCCUGUGAUUCGAGAAAAAUUGAAAAUCUUGGACCAAAAACUUGAGAAGUGCAGGGACAGCAACAAGGUAAUUUGUCUGGAUGACGCAUUCGUAGCACUUGCCACCGACAUCAUCACUCAGUAUGCAUUCGGUGUCAGCCAAGGGUUGCUUGAAGCAGAUGAAUUCAACCCGGGCUGGUUGAAGCUACUGAGAGGUACAAGUGAACAGUCACUCCUGACGAAGCACGUACCGUGGCUGGUGCGUGGACUCAGAAGGGUCCCUGUGGCAUUGCUGCUAUGGCUUGAGCCCCAAGUGGCUGAAGCAGUGCGAUUUUCCGAGGACGUGCAACGAAGUCUGGACAACGCUAUAUCCGACAAACACAAGCGUGACUCUCACAACGUGCAUCCCACCAUCUUCCAUGAACUCCUAAACAGCGAUCUGCCCGCGUCCGAGAGAUCGCCCAAGCGCCUCCUCAGCGAAGGUCUAGUCGUCGUCGCAGCAGGCACGCUCACAUCAGCACACUAUCUCAAAACGACCGCCUACCACAUCCUCGCCAACCCAGCCGUGCUGGAGCGCCUACAGGAAGAGCUCGAAACAGUCAUGCCGGAUGCUGAAGUCCUCCCACCCUUCCAAGACUUGAACCAACUCCCCUACUUCAACGCCGUCAUAAACGAAGGCUUCCGCCUCACCCACGGCGUCAUCACCCGCCUGACACGCAUCGCACCCACCGAAGCCCUGCACGUCCCCGGAACCACCUUCACCAUCCCAGCCGGAACACCGACCAGCAUGAGCUCCUGGCUCGUGCAUCUCCACCCCGCGCUCUUUCCCUCACCGGACGCGUUUCGGCCGGAGCGCUGGCUCGAGCCCGGCGCGGAGCGGCUAAAAAAGCACCUUGUGAACUUCAUAAAGGGGAGCAGGGUUUGUCUUGGCAAGGAUCUCGCGCGCGCAGAGAUCGUCUAUACGCUGGCCCUGCUCGUGCGGAGGUGGGCCGCGCGUGGGCGCGAGGGGAUGGGGAUGCGGCUGUGGGAGACGACGAGGCGGGAUGUGGAGAUUGAGCGGGAUUUUUUUAAUCCGUUUCCUGCGCUUGAUAGUCAAGGCGCGAGGGUGGUGUUUGGGUGA